Messenger RNA from Saccharomyces cerevisiae S288C, 2685 nucleotides. RefSeq names its product leucine--tRNA ligase NAM2 (gene NAM2). Gene Ontology annotation, biological process: aminoacyl-tRNA metabolism involved in translational fidelity; leucyl-tRNA aminoacylation; translation. The record is from RefSeq and is marked reviewed. Gene Ontology annotation, molecular function: aminoacyl-tRNA deacylase activity; nucleotide binding; leucine-tRNA ligase activity. Lineage: Eukaryota; Fungi; Ascomycota; Saccharomycetes; Saccharomycetales; Saccharomycetaceae. The coding region runs from base 1 to 2685 and encodes 894 amino acids. Gene Ontology annotation, cellular component: mitochondrial matrix. The transcript has a single exon.
AUGCUGUCUCGACCUUCAAGCCGAUUCCUAUCCACUAAAAGGGGCCCUGGACCUGCAGUGAAAAAAUUAAUUGCAAUUGGGGAGAAAUGGAAACAGAAGACAACCCGUGGCUUGCCUAAGCAGGAUACUCUGAAUAGCGGGUCGAAAUAUAUUCUGUGCCAGUUUCCAUAUCCUUCUGGGGCGCUUCACAUAGGACAUCUCCGAGUUUAUGUCAUUAGCGACUCUUUGAAUAGAUUUUACAAACAAAAAGGGUACAACGUGAUACAUCCGAUGGGAUGGGAUGCUUUUGGGUUACCUGCCGAGAACGCUGCUAUAGAAAGAAGCAUUAAUCCGGCCAUAUGGACUAGGGACAAUAUUGCAAAAAUGAAACAACAAAUGCAAAGUAUGCUGGCAAAUUUUGAUUGGGACAGAGAAAUAACUACAUGUGAUCCCGAAUACUAUAAAUUCACCCAAUGGAUUUUCUUAAAACUUUUUGAAAAUGGCUUAGCUUAUCGUAAAGAAGCAGAAAUUAAUUGGGAUCCCGUUGAUAUGACAGUUUUGGCUAAUGAACAAGUGGAUGCCCAGGGCCGUUCUUGGAGAUCAGGGGCUAUUGUGGAAAAGAAGCAGCUAAAACAGUGGUUUUUGGGAAUAACGAAAUUCGCUCCUAAAUUGAAAAAGCACUUGAACCAACUGAAGGACUGGCCUUCCAACGUGAAGCAAAUGCAAAAAAAUUGGAUAGGCGAAUCUGUGGGUGCAGAAUUAGUGUUCAAAGUUGCGGACCCCAAAUUUGAAAACUUGAUUGUCUUUACAACAAGACCGGAAACUCUUUUUGCUGUACAGUAUGUUGCUCUCGCAUUAGACCACCCAAUUGUACAAAAAUACUGCGAGGAAAUGCCGGAUUUAAAAGAGUUUAUACAGAAAAGUGAUCAAUUACCAAACGAUACGAAGGAAGGAUUUCAGUUACCUAACAUAAAGGCCGUAAAUCCCUUAACUAAAGAGGAAGUCCCCAUAUUUGCAGCUCCAUAUGUGGUCAGCAGCUAUGGUUCAGCACCUAGUGCAGUAAUGGGUUGUCCAGGACACGAUAACCGAGAUUUUGAGUUUUGGCAAACAAAUUGUCCUGGUGAACAUAUCAAGACGUGCAUAGCACCUUUUUUUGACGAUGCUUCAAAAGUAACUGAACAGGAAAGACAAAGAAUAAUUGAUACUGUCCCGUUCACAUCUACUGACGGUGUCCUAACCAAAGAAUGCGGAGAACACUCAGGAGUUCUCACUGUAGUGGCAAGGAAAUCGAUAAUGGGGAUGUUGAAUAGCGAAGGACUGUCUAAGAGCGUCGUUAGAUACAAAAUUAGAGAUUGGCUGAUAAGUAGACAAAGAUACUGGGGUACUCCAAUACCCAUCAUUCACUGCGACAACUGUGGACCUGUCCCCGUUCCAGAAAGUGAUCUACCUGUCAAGCUACCAGAACUUGAAGGCUUGGAUACAAAAGGGAAUCCGCUGUCCACAAUCGAUGAAUUUGUAAAUGUCGCCUGUCCUUCAUGCGGGAGCCCUGCGAAAAGAGAAACUGACACCAUGGAUACUUUUAUCGAUAGUUCUUGGUAUUAUUUCAGAUUCUUGGAUCCCAAAAACACUUCAAAACCAUUUGAUCGUGAAAUUGCAAGUAAAAAUAUGCCGGUUGAUAUUUAUAUUGGUGGAGUAGAACAUGCUAUCUUACACUUGUUAUACUCAAGGUUUAUUGCUAAAUUUCUCGGAUCUAUCAAUGCAUGGAGCGACCCUGCUGGCAUCUUCGAACCAUUCAAAAAACUGGUGACACAAGGAAUGGUUCAAGGGAAAACCUAUGUUGACCCCGAUUCUGGUAAAUUUUUGAAGCCUGACGAGUUAACCUUUGUAAAUGACUCUCCAGAUGGCAACACAGUGAUUAUUAAAUCAAAUGGCAAGGUUCCGGUAGUCUCUUAUGAAAAAAUGUCGAAAUCUAAAUACAAUGGUGCAGAUCCAAAUGAAUGUAUUUUAAGACAUGGACCUGAUGCUACGAGAGCACAUAUCCUCUUCCAAAGUCCAAUUGCAGAUGCCCUGAAUUGGGAUGAAUCCAAGAUUGUUGGUAUAGAACGUUGGUUGCAGAAGGUUCUUCAUUUGACCAAAAAUAUUCUCAGUCUCGAGAAGGAUUUGGCAAUAAGUAAAGACUACAAGACCCCGACCGACUUAAAUGAUGCAGAAGUGAAAUUUCACAACGAUUUCCAACGCUUCUUGAAAUCAAUUACGGAAUCAUUUGAAGUUAAUCUAUCGUUAAACACUGUAAUAUCUGAUUAUAUGAAGCUAACCAAUAUUUUAGAAAGUGCAUUGAAAAAAGGUGAAGUAAGGAAUGAAAUGAUAGUACAGAAUUUACAAAAGUUGGUAACCGUUAUAUAUCCUGCUGUCCCGUCAAUUUCAGAAGAAGCUGCAGAGAUGAUCAACUCCCAAAUGGAAUGGAACCAAUACCGCUGGCCAGAAGUUGAGCGCACUACUGAGUCCAAAUUCAAAAAGUUUCAAAUUGUGGUAAAUGGCAGAGUCAAAUUCAUGUACACGGCUGACAAAAACUUUUUGAAAUUAGGUAGGGAUGCUGUUAUUGAAACUUUGAUGAACUUACCGGAAGGGAGAAUGUAUUUGAUGAAUAAAAAAAUCAAAAAAUUUGUCAUGAAAUUCAAUGUGAUUAGUUUCUUAUUCCACAAGUAA